Messenger RNA from Vicia villosa (hairy vetch), 1302 nucleotides. RefSeq lists its product as uncharacterized. NCBI's taxonomy places the organism in Eukaryota, Viridiplantae, Streptophyta, Magnoliopsida, Fabales, Fabaceae. The record is from RefSeq and is a predicted model, not a curated record. The transcript is spliced from 4 exons. The coding region runs from base 1 to 1302 and encodes 433 amino acids.
AUGGGGUUUGGUGCGAAAUGGAUGCAAUGGAUGGAAUUAUUGGUGUUCAAAAGUAGUAUGUCGGUGGUUGUAAAUGGGAGUCCAACAAAAGAGUUUAUUAUUCAAAGAGCAUUGAGACAAGGUGAUCCCCUUUCCCCUUUUCUUUUUGUGCUAAUAGCGGAAGGUCUUACGGGUCUUGUUAGAAAAUCUAUAGAAGUGGGGGAAUUUCAAAGUUUUUCCAUAAAGGACUCUUGCAAGGUGGACAUCCUUCAAUUUGCGGAUGAUACCUUAAUUGUGGGUGACGACAAUUGGAAACAUGUUAGAGCAAUCAAAGAGGUUCUUCGGGCUUUUGAAAUUGUUUCCGGUCUUGGUAUUCCGAUUGGAUUCAAUCCAAGGAAGGAAGCUACUUGGAAUCCUCUUGUGUUAAAUUUGAAGAAUCAAUUGGAAGGGUGGAAGAAUCGAUACUUAAAUUUGGGAGGUAGAAUUACUCUCUUAAAGGUCGUUCUUAGCUCUUUAGCCAUUUUCACUAUGUCAUUCUACAAAAUGCCGAGAAUUGUGUCUCGUUACGGUGAUUUAUCAUCGUUCAUUAUGGGAGGAGGUAAAGUUGGUAAUGUUUCUUCCUCUUUUUCCGUUUGGUGGAAGGAUUUAAUUAAGAGCGUUCCGGUGGCGGCGAUGGGUGGUUGGAGGGAUAAUAGGUGGUGUUUGGGUGAUUUAGGCUUAAAUGUGGGAGCAAUGAGGGAGGUUGGCUUUAGUAAUAUUUUGGAUGAUUUGAAGGGUCGGUUGGAGGUUUUCGGGGGGCGGAAGGAAGGAAAGGAUUCGGUAGCUUGGAGGGGAAAUUCGGAGUCUAUUUUUUCGGUUUCUCCGUGCUAUAAGUUUUAUGAUCGUCUUCGAAUCCCUUUUGGUCCUCCUAUCAAGAACGAGGAAGCGUUUGGUUUUCUUUGGAAAGUGGAAGUUCCUUUCAAAAUUAAGGCUUUCGGUUGGAGACUUUUCCGGAAUAAGCUUCCCACAAAAGAUCUAUUGGUGACUAGAGGUACGCCUUUGUCUUUUGAUAAUUUAAAUUGUGUUUUGUGUGGGAAUUGUGAGGAGAACAUGAAGCAUCUAUUUUUUAGUUGUUUGGUGGUUAAGAAGGUUUGGAGGGGGGUUGCUUUAUGGGUGGGAUUAGGAGACAUCGGUGAGGAAGAUGGAUUGGAAAAUUUUAUGUUUUGGCACCGGUUCUUUCGUUGUAAAAGGGUGAAAGAGAGGAAGCUUGGUGUUGUUUGGCUAGCUACUAAUUGGACCAUAUGGUUACUUAGGAAUGGGGUAUCUUUCCGGAAGGAUAAAUGA